Molecule: messenger RNA, 8216 nt
Organism: Podarcis lilfordi (Lilford's wall lizard)
Lineage: Eukaryota; Metazoa; Chordata; Lepidosauria; Squamata; Lacertidae
Source: the annotation of a GenBank genome assembly
GGAUAGACUGAAAUUGUCAUUCUGGGGAAGAAUCUCUGUGAUAAAGAUGAAUGUGCUACCCAAAAUGUUAUUUCUAUUUCAGACAAUCCCAAUGAUCAGUGGAACAGGACAGUUUAAAGUUUGGCAAAAAGCAUUGUCAAGAUUUAUCUGGCAGGGGAAGAAACCUAGAGUAAAGUAUAAACUUCUUACAGAUAAAAAAGAAAGAGGCGGAUUCUCACUGCCAGAUUUAAAUAUAUAUUAUGAAGCAUCUUGUUUGACUUGGUUAAGGGAUUGGAUGAAACUACAAAAUACAGACAUAUUAGAUUUAGAAGGUUAUGGAAACAGAUUUGGGUGCAUGCAUAUUUGUGGUAUGAUAAAGUCAGAGUUCACAGAGGCUUCCUGAAUCAUGCAAUAAGAAAACCAUUGUAUGAAGUAUGGAUGAGAGUAGAACAUAAAACACCAAUGGUGGGUUUCACCAGCAGAAGCAAUUUCAGUCAAGCGGUUAAAUAUGAAAGGUAAUUGGCCCACAUAUAAGGAGUUGCUAACAGAAAGGGAUAAAGUGUUAAAAAUGAAACCAUAUGAUGAAACAUGUGAUAAGCUAACAGGUUGGUUACAGUACCAACAAAUUAAUGAUGUAUUUGAAAAAGACAAAAGGAAGAAUGGCUUUGAGACAUUUAGAUGCGAAUUGUUGGAAAGUAAAACAAAAAUCCUAUCUAAAAUGUACAAGUUACUUCUAGAAUGGCAUACAAAAGAUGAGGAAACUAAGGAAGUAAUGAUAUAAUGGCCAAUAGACAUUGUCCAUAACAUUGACUUUGAUAAAUGGUCAAGGUUAUGGAAUACGGGUAUGAAAUUUACUGCAGGCAUGACACUGAAGGAAAAUAUACCGUAAUGAAAAUGAUAUAUAGAUGGUAGUUGAUCGCUACCAACUACGACUUGCCGAUCAGAAGGUUGGCGGUUCGAAUCCCCGCGACAGGGUGAGUGCUCCUGUUGCUCGGUCCCAGCUCCUGCCAACCUAGCAGUUCGAAAGCACGUCAAAGUGCAAGUAGAUAAAUAGAUAUCGCUCCGGCGGGAAGGGAAACGGCGUUUCUGUGCGCUGCUCCGGUUCACCAGAAGCAGCUUAGUCAUGCUGGCCACAUGACAUGGAAGCUGUACACCGCCUCCCUUGGCCAGUAAAGCGAGAUGAGCGCCGCAACCCCAGAGUCAGUCAUGACUGGACCUAAUGGUCAGGGGUCCCUUUACCUUUAAACUAGCAAAAAUGUAUAGAAUGAGUAAUAAGACUUUUUGGAAAUGUAAGGUUAAAGAAGGGGAUUUUUACCAUAUGUGGGGGACGUCUGAUAAAGUUAAACUAUUUUGGAACAGUAUUUACAAUGAAUUAAGAAAGAUGUUCAGGUACACCUUCCCAAAGAAACCUGAAGCUUUUCUGUUAGGAAUGCUAGGUGGGGAAAUAUCAAGAGUUGAUCAAAAAUUGUUUAUGUAUGCACAACAGCUGCUAGAAUUUUAUUAGUCCAAAAAUGGAAACAGCAGGAGUUACCAACAAUCGAAGAAUGGCAGACGAUACUGACGGAAUAUGCGGAACCGUCAAAGCUGACCGGGAGAAUCCGGAACAAGAGUGACCAAGCAUUCCAGAGAGAAGGGAGUAAAUUCAUAUCAUAUAUAGAGAACCAUUGUAAACACAGAAAGACUCUAGAAUAAAACUCACAACGUUUAAAAUAAGUAUUCCACAUCUUCAUUUAUAUACAGUGGUGCCCCGCAAGACGAAUGCCUCGCAAGACGAAAAACUCGCUAGACGAAAGGGUUUUUCGUUUUUUGAGGUGCUUCGCAAGACGAAUUUCCCUAUGGGCUUUCCCUAUGGGCUUGCUUGCGAGUUUAUUGCGAGUUUGUUUCCUUUUUCUUAAAGCCGCUAAGCCGCUAAUAGCCGUGCUUCGCAAGACGAAAAAACCGCAUGACGAAGAGACUCACGGAACGGAUUAAUUUCGUCUUGCGUGGCACCACUGUACACUAUUACAACUUUAUCAAACUUAUUAAGUGAGGCUUAAUCAUCAGUGGAUCCCAUAUGGCAAAUGGUCAUUGCGGUCUCCACUUCCUAAUGUUGAACAUAAAAGUAUAAAUUAUUCUUAGGAGAUUGUAACAUCAUUAAUUACCUAAACACCUGUUGUUACAAGAAAGGAUACCUUCUUUGCAGUAAUUCAGACAACACAGGAUAUCUAUAGAAGAAAUAAGUAAUGCAGGACCCCAGGAACACCAAAGUCAAUCAAAGAUAUUCUAAGUAAUAAUCAAUAGGUACAGGCAAUUAGAAUCUACCAUUCUUAAAGGAACAUAAUCGCAAUGAUAUCCAACUAGCAGAGAUCUAGUACAUUAAGUUCUUUACAUCUUCAUUAGUAUUUCUUAGCUUUUUAAAGAUUUAUCCAGUGUAAAUUAAUCAUAAAUAGAUUCCACCUGCUAAAGAGUCAUUGCUGUCUCCACUUUUUAUAUUGUAAUAAUCAAACGAUUAAUAUGUGACCUCAUUGAUUACCUAAAUUAUAUCAAUAGAAACAGCCAUGGCAAAUGACUAGGUCAACACACACCACAAUUGCCUCAUUGCGUAAAUCAAGUUCAGAAUACCACAACACACACGUAACUGGCUGUAAAGUAACAUAACAUUAUAUAUAAUGAAACUGUAAUCUAAUCGUCAUACCAAAAAAUUGCAAAGCACUGUUCCUGAUGGCAAUAAGAUAUCAUAUUACUAUUAUAUGUUUUUAUUGUCGUAAAGUCCAAAGAUUGUCAAGUCCAACGAUUACAACGUACAGUUCCUGUUGGCAAUGCCAUUUCAUACUGAUAUCCUCCUUCUGCAUCGUCCCAUGUCUUAAAAGUCCACUGCUUUUCUUUUGUUUUGGAGAAAGAGAUUGAGGAAAGAGAGGGGAGGAUUUCUGAAACCUUGAAUUUGUCUUUCUGCUUGAGAAAAAUACCGGUAGAUAGAAAGGGGGAAGGAGGGAGGGAAAGGGGGGUGGGAACCCCUAGACAUCCGCCUGACUGUUUUUGUGAUUUUUAAUUUCUAUUUGCCAUGGAGAGAACAUUAGAUGAAGAAAAAGGAGAGGAAGAUAGGAUGGGAGAAGUGGGCGAGGAGAGCAAGAGACACCAGCCUCCCUUUGCACCAGUGCAGCUGGUUGGCCAUCACUCACAUGGGGCUCCAUAUAAAUAUGAAAAUAUGGGUCCACCCCUGUUGCACAGCUGCCUUCUACUUUGUAUAAUCCUGCCAGAACUGCUCCUGUCUCCUCGGGAAUUUCCUCCUGCGAAGCUCUAGCUAGCACAUUUGUGCCUGAUAUCUAUAUAACCAAACGGCCCAACUCUCUCAGAUCUUUGACUGCUUUUCUUCCACGACUCAUCAGGAAACUGGUUCUUUGGCUCAGAGGGCUUCUCGGCUUCAGAGUAUGGAGGGUGUCGCAUUGAGAUGGAGAGCUGCAACAGUUGUGCUGCAAGGACUGCUGGCGAUGACCUUUCUUAUUUCAGGUACCAGUUAUUGCUAUUGGGAUGUCCUCUAGUUGCAGACCUGGGUGGUUGGGUGGGCACCAACUAGAUUUGCACAGAGAAACAAGAAGGAAUCCUAAGGUGUAUGGAAAAAGUUCAGAAAGGGGGAACCUAGUGUAGUGUUUUUUAAAAUUGUGGGAAAAUUUACCCAUGGAGAAGCAGGAAAUGAAGAAGACUGGGGCUUCUGCUCCCUUCCCUGCUGAAAAGGGAGAAGGGGGGAGGGGGUGUUUCAGCUCUUUCUGCUGAGUGACAGCUGUCAGCCAAGAAUCUGUAUCCUGCCUCUAAGCAAGGGCAGUAAAAGCAGUCCCCAUGGAGCUGUCUGCCUCCACCCAUUUUUUAUUUUUUAUUUGUUCAAACUUUACUUUCAAACCUACAUUGUGCUGUAGGUUUUUUCCAUUAUUAUUUUCUAUAUUCUCCGUUAAAAGAUAUAAAGUGCAUAAUUACAAGUGCACAGAGUAAGAUAAGACACAAUAAAGAAGAAGGAAAAGAAAAUAUGAAUACCUAUGUAGAAAACUCCACCCCACCCCCAUCUUUAUAAAUAACGUAUUAGGUUAAGUUCUGGUUAACUACAAUACCUUUUGGGGGGGGGGUUGUUAAUGCCCAUGAUUUGGUUGUCAUUGUUCUGUUUUGUCAGUUUACAUCUGACUGGUGUUGGUGUGAGUUGGAACCCAACAUUUGGCAUUGGGCUAGACACCCCUCCUAGUCCCAUCCACCUCUAUGAUUUAAUAAAGCUCUAGGACUGACCAUUCUGGCAUAGUUUUGCAUCCUCCUUUGAUAUCUACACAUGAAACCACUCACUCAGGCCUCUCCUUUGGGCCUGCGGUUCAGAACAGGCACUUGGCACAAAUUUCUGCCCCCUAAGAAUUUCUGCUUUCACUUUAAAGGGGGAAAACCUAUUUCUAGUCCCUGAUGAUUUCAAGGCAGAAAGACAUUGCUAAUAGCUUCUCCCGGAUCUCAUACCCUUUCUCCCCAAACUUCUUUUCAGGAAUUUCUGCCUUGGAGUGUUAUCACUACAGCUACAUAGAUCAUCCCACAUUCAAGUUCUAUACAUCAGAGCAGUACAUUAGAAACUGCUCCAGUGCUGAGAAUGUUUGCAUAAUUGCACAACUUACAUUAACUAUAGGUAAGUGCUGCUCUGUCAGAUGGAUCCUGUGUGGCUGCUAGAUUUUUAAGAGGAAUAGAUUUUUGAGAGGAUUUUACCUUAAAGGUAAAGGUAAAGGGACCCCUGACCAUUAGGUCCAGUCGUGACCGACUCUGGGGUUGCGGUGCUCAUCUCGCUUUAUUGGCCGAGGGAGCCAGCGUACAGCUUCCGAGUCAUGUGGCCAGCAUGACUAAGCCGCUUCUGGCGAACCAGAGCAGUGCACAGAAAUGCCUUUUACCUUCCCGCCGGAGCAGUACCUAUUUAUCUACUUGCACUUUUAGCGUGCUUUCGAACUGCUAGGUUGGCAGGAGCAGGGACCGAGCAACGGGAGCUCACCCGCCCACCUUCUGAUUGGAAAGUCCUAGGCUUUGUGGUUUAACCCACAGCGCCACCCGCCUCCCUCAUGAAAUUACUUACAACCCCUCAAAUUCUCAGCGGGAUUAACUGGGGCCUGAAAUGAUGCUUUGCAUGCUUUCAGAAUUGAGGUGCUCAAAACAUGUUUUGAUUCAUUUUAUUUUCUAUGUGCAGAUUGUUGUACAAAUCCCUGUACUCCAUUUCUUUCUUUUUUAAUAAAGAAAAUUCUUAGCUGAUUUUCUGUGGGCUGAUUUCCAACCCCAUUAUUAGGCUUCUGAAGUAUAACAACAGCCAGGAAGUGUGCCCCCUCCCCCCCCAAAAAACAGGCAUAAGCAGAAAGCAGGAAGAACUGUGUCAGCAGUUUCAAGGGGCACUCAAAAACCCAAAUCACCUCACCCCCAGAGUAAAACUGGUCAAGGUAAGAUCUUUGGAACACCCUGCCACUGCAUCAAUCUAUUGUUUGUAUAUAUGUAUCCACCCUCGUUUUAGAUAAAGACCUUUUGAUAAUGGGUUACAAAGGCUGCGCCAGCAAGGACCUUUGGGAUGGACCCAUAUCAAGUUUCUCUGGUGACCGACACUUUGCCGUCCAGUACGAUGAGAGCUACUGUCUUGGUGACCUUUGCAACGGGUAUUCGAAAAAGUGGAAGGUUCCCAAGACCCCUAUCGAGGACACAGGUAUUUUUUUAAAAGGCCACCUGACCGUUAAGUGAGAACUUACAGUUUCACUUGUUGGGUGGUUGGUUGUCAAUAGGGAGGCUUGAAGAAUUCAAUUUUGGAGAUUUCUAAGGCAAGCAGCCCUGUUCCCCAACUCUUGGGCUCCUAUGCCAAAGAAAAGGUAACCCCGCUUCUCAAGAAAUGGACAGGACGGUGUGCUUUAGGGUGUAAUUUAGCUGCGAGAGCAUGGGAAAGGUUUGGCGGAGUGGGAACAUGGGGUGCGCUGUAGGGGAGGGGUGAGCUGGGGUAAAGGGAGGGGACGUGCUCAGGUGUGGGAUUUGACAAAGAGUCUGGCAGGUUUGGCAAGUGGAGAAAGGCAAGGGCAGCAGCUCCUAGUAUGUGCAAACAUUCGCACACAUUCUUUGCAAUGCAAAAUUCAAGAACGUUUGGGUUUCAAAGGAUAGCUUUUUUUCUUCAUGUAUCGACCUAUACUCAUAUGUAUUCAUUUCAGUGGGUUUACCCUGAGUACAAUUAAGGUACUGACUGCUUUGUAAAGGGAAAAUUAAGUAGGUUCACUUUGAUAUGCAAAGCAAACCGAAAGAUUCCCCCCCCCCAAUCAUUAUUGAAGAGACAGAAUAAUGGGGGAGCCUCCUAUAAAGGCGAGCCACCCUUUUCAACCCAGCCCCACAUUAGCAGCUUAAUGGGGUGAGUGAUGCUCAACAGGCCCCUUGCUCUUCAUUUUGCUUUCUUAUUGCAGCAGCUGAAAUAAGCAGCUCCAACCAGUGUUACUCAGGCUUUGAUCAUACCUACUACGGAAUACUCCAGCAGACUAUGAGAUGCGGCAGGGGCUACAACCAAUGUUACAAUGGCAGUAAGGUCAUUUCAGUAGGUGAGUUCACCCUAGGAAAUUUCUUCCACAGCUCCUGGCCUACAAAACAUUUUGCCCCCUGCUGAACAGGACUUGUUGGGAAGCAUUCUUUGCAAUUAAUUGUUCAACCUCCCAACCUAUGCAAAUAUGAUUUAUGAGUGUGUGGCCAAAGCCAUUACAGAGCAUAAAAUACAUAAAAGAUUAUAAAAUACAUUACAGAGUUAAAACAAAUAAUUAAAAUAGUUUUUAAAACCAAACGUUAUUGUCAGUUCAGAGUUUGCUCCCCGGAAGAAUUUAACUUCCUCCCACAGAUUCCCCCCUCAGAAUUGACAAUCUAAGGCAAAACAGGCCAUUUUUUCAGAGGUGUAGGGGGCCCUGCCCCCUAAGAACUCAUGGAUGUGGGUUACGCCUCAGGCUCCGUGUUCUUCACGAUUCCCUGUGGUGUUCCACUGCAUGCUGGGGAAAGAGGGGCAACACCCCUCAUGCCUAACGUUUUGUGCCUUUCUUUUCUUCCCUUCCUUCCAAACAUCAACAGGAGGCCUCCAAACAUCAAUGAUCUUCAGAACCUGCCAGCGCCCAGCCUGCAUUGAUAUGAGAACUGAUUUCACCAGUAAUAUAAAUAUCACCAACAAGUGGGGGUCGUGUUGCUCCGGCAGCAAUUGCAAUAGCAAUAUAAUUAACCCAACCAAUUUUGGUGUGAGGAGCACCACCAACCCAUACCUGUCUUAUGAUCAUAAUGGGUCAGGUUUCCAAGGGCUCAGUCUUCAACUUUGCCCUUUACUGGCAGUCCUAGGAGCCACCAUCCUCGGGAUAUGGGGGUAAGGAAGGGGGUUUGGGAGCACCUGAACUGCUGUAACCUGUAUUUGGGUUUGGAAGGGCUGUGUUGUGGAGAAGGAAAGAAGGAAGGAAGGAAGGCGGGGAGUUAGGGCUCCAAGACAGUAUCCUGUUCCAACCAAUUGCAUGUAUGGCUCAUAUCUAUAAAAUAAAAUUUUAUUUGGAUAACCACUUCCUUGGGGUCUGAUUCUCUUCCCAAAACCAAGCUAUUUGUUUGCUUCCCAAGACCCCACAGAUUUGGGCUGUGAUGGCAAGAUACUAAGAGCUAUACCCAACUAACUUCUACUCGGAACAGAUCCACUGAAAUCAAUGGACCCAAGUUAGCCCUGUGCAUUAACUUCAAUGGGACUACUCUCCAUAGGACUGGCAUUGGAGACAACCCAUAAACUACAUCUUCAAUAUAAUAAUAUUGUUAUAGAUUUAGGGGGACCCCUAAACUCUAGAAAUUAAUAAAUGCUAGGAUGUUAAUUAUUUGAGAUUUGAGAUAUGAAGAGAGGAAUUCCUGGACUAGCCUAUGCAAAAUGACCUGGCCAAACUAAGGCCAUUAAGGAACAAUAGGGGUCUCUAGAGGGUCAUUGUCAUCACAAGAGAACCAUCCUUCCCCCCUGCCCUGAGGUGUGAACAGAGACUGGGGGUUUGGAAAGUUGCCAGGGGAACCGGGUGUGAAGUGACAGGAAAAGAGAGUUUUGAGCAAAUGCUGCUGGGAAUAAGAAGAAGGAAGAAGGACUGGGAUCCAUCUUCGGCAGGCUGGCUAAAGGCAGGGGAAGAGAGAUGCCUUGGUCUUCCUCUUGAAAGGACUCUUCUGUAAGAUGUGAACUCCCUCCAUGCAGAUUUAAGGUGUAAAUAGGUGACUUAUGAAUAUUUAUUAAAAUUGCAACAAUC